CAUCUUCAUUAAGAAAAUAUUAAAAUCAUCUGAGUUUUCAAAAUGGCUAGAGUAAUGAUCCUUGGAGCCAUUUCUUUAGCCAUACUUUUCAUGGCAAUCACUGUUUCUAGCUCCCGUAGCAUCACCAUCACUGUUUCUGAAGAGGUUGAGAACCAGCAGUCCCGUCGCUGCCAGCAACAAAUUCAACAGGCACAGCAGCUACGUUCUUGCCAGCAGUAUCUGAGGCAGAGAAGCCAAUCUUCUGAGGAAGAAGAGGCAGACCAAAGCCGCGGCGACAUACAACGUUGCUGUCAGCAGCUGCAACAGAUCCAAGAUCCACAAUGCCGUUGCGAGGGACUAAGGCAAGUGGUGCAACAGGAGCAACAGAGAGGAGAAUUGCAGGGAAGAGAAAGGCAAGAAAUGCUUCAGACAGCUCAGAAUCUCCCUGGUUUAUGCCGCGUUAGCCCUCAGCGAUGUGAAAUCCAAACCCGCAGCUGGUUUUAAGUAGAGGGUAAUGUCUAUGGCAUAUUGCAAAUAUGCAAUAGCCUUAGCUUGCUUGUAAUAAAGGAGCAAGUUUGUUGUAAACUUGUAGUAAUAAAAUAAUCGCACCUUUUGGUGUGUGUUUUGCAUGCAUUACAGAGUGUGUGUCUGUGUUUUCCUUAUCAAUUACGUAGAAUGUUUCUGGUUUUUUC
This is a messenger RNA of Nicotiana attenuata, 671 nucleotides long. RefSeq names its product 2S sulfur-rich seed storage protein 2-like. The transcript is spliced from 2 exons. The record is from RefSeq and is a predicted model, not a curated record. Gene Ontology annotation, molecular function: nutrient reservoir activity. Bases 43 to 483 code for a protein of 146 amino acids. NCBI's taxonomy places the organism in Eukaryota, Viridiplantae, Streptophyta, Magnoliopsida, Solanales, Solanaceae.